Messenger RNA from Balaenoptera acutorostrata (minke whale), 4085 nucleotides. It is a transcript of the gene TIMMDC1, whose product is annotated as translocase of inner mitochondrial membrane domain containing 1. NCBI's taxonomy places the organism in Eukaryota, Metazoa, Chordata, Mammalia, Artiodactyla, Balaenopteridae. Gene Ontology annotation, cellular component: mitochondrion. Bases 229 to 1086 code for a protein of 285 amino acids. The record is from RefSeq and is a predicted model, not a curated record. The transcript has 7 exons.
CUUCCUGUCUCGUGUGUCGAAGGUCCUCCAAAGUGAGGCCCGGCACUGAAGGCAAGUCUGUCAAGCGGUGUGGCGGCGGGUACGGCCGCGAAUUAGCUCGGGCCUAGUGUACGGGAACUCGUCCACUCCUUCUUGCAGUUAUCCUCUUUCUUCUCCCACGGCGCCUCCGGGAGGCCUUGGCUCCCUGAGCGCCCAAGCGAGUGUCUGUCGGCAGGUUCGCAGAGGGCCAUGGAGGUGCGGCCGCCGGCGCCCCGGAGCUUCCUCUGCAGGGCGCUGAGUCCUUUCCCUCGGGUCUUUGCUGCCGAAGCUGUGGCCGCCGAUCCCAAGGCUCUUGUGGAAGACCAGAAGCUGCCUUCCUACGUCCCAGAACCCCAAUACCCGGAAUCCGGAUGGGACCGCCUCCGAGAGCUGUUUGUCAAAGAUGAACAGCAGAGAACGUCAAAAGAACUUCAGGAUAUUUACAAGGCGGCAAUUUCAGCAGGCAUCAUUGGCUGGGCAUAUGGGGGUAUACCAGCUUUUAUUCAUGCUAAACAGCACUAUAUUGAGCAGAGCCAAGCAGAAAUUUACCACAACCAGCUUGAUGCAGUGCAAUCUGCACAUCGUGCUGCCACACGAGGCUUCAUCCGGUACGGCUGGCGCUGGAGUUGGAGGACGGCCAUGUUUGUAACUAUAUUCAAUACAGUGAACACUGGUCUAAAUGUGUACCGAAAUAAAAAUGCCCUAAGCCAUUUUGUCAUUGCAGGAGCUAUCACUGGAAGUCUUUUUAGAAUAAACUUAGGCCUGCGUGGCUUGGUAGCUGGUGGCAUAAUUGGAGCCUUGCUGGGCACUCCUAUAGGAAGCCUGUUGAUGGCACUUCAGAAGUACUGUGGUGAGACAGUUGAGGAGAGAAAACAGAAGGAUCGAAAAGCACUCCAGGAGCUGAAACUGGAAGAGCGGAAAACCAGACUACACUUUACUGAGCUCCUCCCUGAAGAAAUUGAAAGCAAUUUACAGAAAAAUCGAUCCAAGGACGAUGCUAAGAAAAUUGAAGCACUGCUAAAUCUUCCUAGAAACCCUUCGUCAGCAGGUAAACAAAACAAAGACUGAACAUGCUCUGGACUUAAAACUCAUUGGAGAGUUGAAAGGAGCUGUGUCGCCAUGUCCAUUGAAUGCCAGUUGAUUGGACUGCUGACAGAUGUAAGCACUGGCAUCUGUAGUGGCAGUGACUUGCUCUUACUUUUUUUACUUUUUUUUUUAACCAAGAAUUGUACUCUUACUUUACUCAUCCUUAAAUUUAAGUACAUACUUCUAUCUACAUUGAUCUAUAUAUUUGACAUUAUAUCUGUAUUGAUUGAUCAAUAUAGAUUUCUUUUCCCUGGAUUAUACAAUAGUAAAUUAAGAUUUCCCAAAAGAUUAAAGUUGAAUUGUACAGGUUGUAAAUUUAUUCUUGUAGCCCUUUAAAAGAGUACUGCAGGGAUCACUAGGAGAAGGAGAGGAAGGAACCAGGUAAGGCAGAUGGUCUGUGAAACCCUUGUGCCCUUGAGUCCUAGAAACAGUAAGGACCUAAAUGUGUAGUCGUGUUUGGUUCUGUCUUAAUAAAAAUCAAAGAUGGUUCCUGUGCCAUUUAAAAUAAUAUAAAACUUAGGGGCUUCCCUGGUGGCGCAGUGGUUGAGAGUCUGCCUGCCAAUGCAGGGGACACGGGUUCGAGCCCUGGUCUGGGAAGAUCCCGCAUGCUGUGGAGCAGCUAGGCCCGUGAGCCACGGCUGCUGAGCCUGCGCGUCUGGAGCCUGUGCUCCGCAACGGGAGAGGCCGCGAUGGUGAGAGGCCCGCGCACCGCGAUGAAGAGUGGCCCCCGCUUGCCGCAACUACAGAAAGCCCUCGCACAGAAACGAAGACCCAACACAGCCAAAAAAACUAACUAAAUAAAUAAAUAAAUUUAUUUAAAAAAAAAAACAAAAAAAAAAAACACUUAACAAAAAGGAAGUAGAUAAGCAUUAUUAAAGAAACAACCGGACCUUGUUUCCUCUCUCAGUAAUGCUGACAAAGUAUCUCUGCUGUAGUAUACAAGAGUUACUCAGAACAGAUACACUGUCUCUACACUCCAGGAGCUUGCUGCCUGAGAAGGAGGCUGCCCUGCAGAUGAUAACUUUUACUAAAUGAGAGGUGAGAAUGACUGAAUUGAGUGUACUGAGAGGAAAAAACUGCUAGUGCUUUGUUUUGGGGUUAGACCUCUUGGUUCCUACUCUGAAAAUACCGUUGUUCACGUGAGCAGGGUUUGUGAAGCAGCCUAGAGUAGGGGCUAAAGCCGUGGGCUCUGGAGGCAGAACAACUGGCUUGGAAUCUCAGCCCUGGAGCUUCGCAGCCAUGUGACCUGCAGCCAAGCCAUUUUACUUUAAGUCUCAAGUUUUCUCAUCUGUCAAAUGAAACAGUAUCCACUUCAGAAUGAGUAUUAAAUGAAACGAUGUUUGUAAAACAUAGCACAAUGCUGCGGCACACAGGGCAUUAUCUAACAACAGGUAUUAGCAGUUAAAAGGAUACACACCAGCACAUUUUCACCAUGAUUUACAUGUUAUUGCCACACUCCCAAAAGCAUGUUUUUCUUAAUUAUCCAAUUCAUAAAUUGCUGACAAAUUGGCACUUAGUCAGUCUGUUUAUUGUUUUAUUCACAACCACAUUGAGAUUAAAUCCUUCAACUUAUAAAAUUAUAUGGUUGGUUUUAAAAUAAUUUUAUUCAUAUCACAAAACUAUCAGAAUAAUAAAAGUAAAAAAUACUACUCCUUGAAAAAAUAGUAGUAACACAUUUAUUAAAUGUAAUAAGCAAUAAUUUACUAUAAUUUAUUUAAAGUACAAGUAAGCUGUCUCUUAGGUUUGUACUGUUUUGUGGUUACUUCUAGAGGUCUCCUUUUGAUCAUGUCCAAGGAUUAUGAAUCUUAACUAAAUGUGGCAAUUCCUGGUGUGGUUUUUUUUUUUGGGUUGCUGUUUGUUUGUUUAAAUUCUUGUAAUUUUGUUCUAUGAGCAACCAUUUAAAAGUGUACCUCUGAAAAAAAAAAAAAAGAAGUGUACCUCUGUUCCUUAGACUAUAUAGAGUAAUCUAGCCCCUUUACAGCUACCAAAAUUAAACGUUUUAAAUCCAGCCCCAUUUGAGAAACUUGGUCAACUUGCUGUGCAACUCCAGAUUUUCAAAUGAGAAUGUCUGAUUGCCCCAGGUUAAGUCACAUCCACUCCUGGUCCAAUGAGCAUGGAAGGCAAUUUCAGAGAAAGAGGAGUCAUGAGUUAAGUAAUGUAGGAACAGCAGUUGACCACUUCUUUCUUUUCAAUUCUCUGCUGAUGUCAGAGGGAUCCAGAAAUACCAUGGAGGAAAAGCCACGUUAGGGAUCUAAGGAAGCCCUAUGGAGUGCUAUUUUCAUUACUUCAAUCAAUUUCUGCUAAAGACAGCUUACUCUUUAGUACAUACACAAUAAAACCUAUCUCAUUUUAAAUGAGAACCUUCUCAUAAAGAUUUUACAAAUGAGAUUAAACUAGCAUAAAGCCAUUUAAGGAGAGUAUCAGUCCAAUGUGAACUAAACAAAUUAUCACUCUCCAACCUUACUAUUGCUUUGAGGUGUAAGUAAGUCCCCUACAUACCAACAUUCAAGUUGUGAACUGUUUUUUUUUUAAUUUAACUAAAAAUAAAUUUUAAUUCCUUUAUAUGUCUUUGAAGUAACCAAAUAGAUAUGCCAAUUUUUAUUACAAAAAUGAACUUAUGAAGCUGUUUUCAUUUGCAGUUACUUUCUAGAACAAGUUAUUGGUUAGUUCAUAAAUUUUAAAUAGAAAAAAAGUUUGUGUGUGUUUUGUACACAUGCACAACUUUUGCUAAAUCUUUUCUUAGAGAAGUUUGCAUUUUCCUCCUUAACAGUUUAUUGGUUGUGUCAGUCUUAACCACAGAGGUUAGCAGUGUGUAUUAAGUAUUUUGCUAUGCCCUUGUUCUCUAAUACAGUAUUUACUUUGGCUCACCAAUUUUUUCCAAGGAAUUAUCAAGAAGCAUUCAUCUGGGCUUUUCAUAGUAUUGAUUUAUUUUUUAGUUGCUCCUAUUAAAAGAAAAAAACCAGUUCAAUAAAAUCUAUUCU